UCAUCAAUUAAGAUCGAUUUUGCAGAAAACUGAUGGAAAAAUUAGGACUAGUCUACUUCCAAGUCUCCUCUUUAAGAGGCACAGAGAACCUCCCGAGCCUGAUCACAUGAGUACCAAGUUAAUGACGGACAACAACAAACAGGAAAAGACAAAUACAACUGAAGAGAUUGCGAUAGAGAGAGGUGUACCAGGGACGGAUAAACCUGAUGAAGUUGUAGACAAGAAAGUGGAUUCAAAAAAACAAGUUGAAAGUUCAUCCAAAAAUGUGAAAGGAUGUUUGGUGAAUGUAAACUUUGUAAAAGAAGCUAAGAUUACUCUGAAUACUGGUUUAUCCAUUCAUGAGGCUGUUGAUCUGAAUGCUGCUUCUCAUUUGUGUACAGUUCCACCAGCAAGGGAUUUUAACAUACAUUUUGGGGUGGAAACUAACAUGCAGCAUGAAUCAACUACAACAUUACUCCAUCGUUUUACACCUGAAAACAUGAUGGAGAAUCCAACAACAGAUGAACACGUUAUAGAAAGUCUUUCUAAUGAGCCAACAGAAGUAACCUUAAUCAAGACCAAAGAGCUACAUCUUGAAGGGACUGUGAGCACUCAAAUUGUUCAUCUGGAAAGACAAGAAGGUUGUAACAAGGAGAAAGUAAAGAAGAAUGCAAUAAAGAAAACAGAUCAUAUAGAAAUCAGUAGAAUUAAUGAAUCUGAAGCUGGGAUAAGUGAUAUUGAGGUGGAUGUGAUGGAUAAGAGUGCUCAGCUUGCUACAGGUCAUGGAGAUGAAGUAGUUGCUACAAGGGCAAACACUGAUAAUGUUGAUGUAGAGGAAAACCAGUUGUCUGUUGAGGUGACUAAUGAUGCAGAAGCACUUGCUCACGAGGAAGAAUUCAGUGGACAGCAGGUUCUAAGGACUGAAGCUGAAGUCAUGCCACCAGAUGAAGCUACAGUUGAGAUUACUUCAGAAAUGAUAAAUACUGAAGCAUCCUCUAUUCAAUGUGGAGAGGAGUCUGAUCUCAGCAGCUCCUCAGUCACUACCUUAGGUACAUCAGCAGUGUUUCUGCCUGAUGUGAGCACUGAGUCAGCAGAGGACUGCAGCAGUGCUGAAGAGGAGCUUGUUGUGGAUGACAUAUCUGACGCUUCUGUUCAGCCAUGCACUGUAGUUGGUACUCAGUGCAACACUAUUCAGGAAGAUGAGGAAGAAGUAAGAGGGAUGGAGGAGGAAGAAGAGGUUGAUGUGACUGGAGAGGAAUCCAAUUGAACUUUUCUUACACUUUGCAAGCAUCAAAAUCUUUUCCUAAAUGUUUUACUCAGUUUACCAAAAAAGUUUAGCACUGGUAAAUUUCUGUUUAUUUUUUCAGGUAUUUUUUGUUAUUGUUAAGAUUAUUUAUAUUUAUUUAAAAGUGUAAUUUAUGCAGAUAGGUGCUGACAAGUGCUUUAGUUGGAUUAAUUCAUUUGUGUGCAUUUUUUCCUGCACUAAAAAAAGACCAAUAACUGUAUUUUUGUUUGUCUCUUGUUUAAGUAAUUAAGUAAAGCCUACAGUUUGUGGAAAAGAUAUUUCUCAUAUUGAAUGAGCAAUCAUUAUUUUAGAUUAUUAAGGCACAGCAGUGCAGUGGGUCCAUGGUCUUGGGUUCAAUCCUGAGUUUAGGUUAUUGUCUACAUGGUGUUUUGCACAUUCUCCCUGUGUGUUUGUGGGUUUCCUCUGGGUUCUCAGAUUUCCUCCUGCUGUCAUUACUUUGUUUGGCUACACUGGUCUAGGUACACCCCUAGCUGUGAAUGAGUGUGCUGAUGUGUGUGAGUGGUUCCCUGUGAAGGACUGGUGUCCAAUCCACUGGGAAAAUCUCCUGCCUUGUGCCCAGUGUUAUCAGGAUAGACUCUGAAUCCACGUUGACCGUGACCAGGAUAAAGCAGUUUCUAAAGAUGAAUUUAUUGAAUAUAUUAUAUAAAAUGUAUUAAAAUUACAUCAGCCUACUUUACAUGGAGACCUUACACUAUGGAAGUCACAGGGUGGCACCUGCCUGCCCCUGGGCAGAAUUAUAUCAAUGUGUCAUAUCACUUUCAAAGGAAUUCAAACAUGGCAUCUUACA
Molecule: messenger RNA, 2072 nt
Organism: Ictalurus furcatus (blue catfish)
Lineage: Eukaryota; Metazoa; Chordata; Actinopteri; Siluriformes; Ictaluridae
Exons: 2
Coding region: 107-1246 (379 amino acids)
Source: RefSeq, a predicted model, not a curated record